Molecule: messenger RNA, 1540 nt
Organism: Cryptotermes secundus
Lineage: Eukaryota; Metazoa; Arthropoda; Insecta; Blattodea; Kalotermitidae
Exons: 2
Coding region: 102-476 (124 amino acids)
Source: RefSeq, a predicted model, not a curated record
GUUUAUAUGGUAUAUUAUCUACAUUAUAUACCCCUGUUUGCUUGUGCUGAUAUAGCAUUCAGUACUAUUUUGUGUACCGAUGCUUCAGCAUUUAAUGCUUAAUGUGUGCACAUUCACAGCUGACUCAGGAGAUUGCGCUUCUGAAGAGCUGGGAUGAGAAAACUGAUCACUUAUUUGCUGCACUUCCCAUGUUGAAAGACAGAGCUCAGCAUUAUAAAGCUGUUUUUGCAUCCAUCUUGGUUCGCCUUAAGGCUGCUGCAGUCUAUGAGUGGAACCACAGUAAGAGGAUCAAGUCUCAUACUAUUCUUCUGAGGCCUACUUCAGCAGUACUCAAAGCAAAGGAAGAUUAUGGACUCUCAAAGCUUUGUGAGAAGGUGGAGGUACAUUUCGUGCCUGGGAACCAUGUGACAAUGCUGGACAAGAAGGAGACUGCUGCUAUCAUCAACAGGCCAGUGGCAACUUGUGAGCAUCAGUGAUCACUGAUCAGCAGUUACUGUCCAAAUAAUUUCCUUUGGUCAAUAAGAAACAACUUAAGCUGUUAUUUGACAUAUAAAGUACUUAUAUUUUUCUUAUGUGAGAACAAAUUUUGGGUCACAUACAUGUUUUCAUAAUAUUAUGUGAUUUAUAUUUGAUUCUUUAUAAUAUAAAUUCCUGGUUGGAAUUUUCUUUUAUCACAGUAAAUCCAAGAAAAUACCAGGAGAGUAGUACUUGAUCCACCCACAUUACUCACUUGCACAGAGAUAUAUGCCAAUGAUAUGUCUUUGUGAUAGUUGAUAGUCAUAAUCUAGUAAUUAUGUAUAAUUGUUAGUGGUGUGGCACUAAGUCCCUUGUACUGCAGCCACUUCUGGCCUAUUGUACCAAAUUACGUAUAAUAGUAUAAUAGAUUAGGAUGUGCCAUAGCUCAGGCAUUAGGCCUGCUUUUCACCAUAGAGCCUAGAGUUCAGUGUACAACAACUUUUCUUGAGAUUUAAUGGUUGAAAUUUCACUCAAGAAUGUUUUCUCUUUCUUCAGUUUUCCCCUCCUAUUCAUCAUUCUGUCAUUGCUCCAUGCUCAUCUGUCACUGCCUCCUGAGGUGUGCAAUAGCCCUGAUCAGGCAGCACGUUAUCAUAUCCUAGGUUUUCAAGUUCAGGGCUUCAUCAUAGUAAGGAAAUGGUUUAAGACACAAUAAAUCAACGUUUAAAUUAAUGUCUUAAUUUUUCAUAUUAAGCAUAAAGCAUUGUCUUAAAUUUUAAUAUAAUAAAAGUGAUUUUUAAAAGUAGAUUUUUUACACUGUCAUUAGAACAUUAUGUGUUAUGACCAAGUAUUUUUUGAAGAUCGAAGCGGCCUAGGUUGUACCACCAUUUUUUUAAGAAUGACUACAUAAUGGGUGGGAAAUUUCAUACACACACACACACAUGCACGCACACAUUUCAUUAAUCUGAAAUUCAUCGAUCGACAGGUGAAUGUGAAACAUGUCAGGAGAUGUACGUGAGGCAAUCCAAAAGUUUCCGAAAUUUGAAUUUUGCGCGCGAAUGGUUAUGAGUACAUCGAAAUACCGCUA